AUGCAAAACUACGAAAAUUGCAGAAAGCAAACAAAAAAAAAAGACGGUUAUCAUAGGUCAAACAACAUAAAUAAAAAUAAUGUAAACAUAAAAGAUAUAAAAACAUUGUAUAAUAUAUUUUCUUGUAAUAUCCAAACGGAAAGUAAUAUUAUAGAUUGUACAGAAAAAGGUAACAAACAUGGUUCUCUAUUUUUAACGAAAACGGGAAAAGAUAAUGAGGAUAAAAAGGAAAAUUACAAUAAUAGUAUCAAUAAUAAUAAUAAAAAAAAAGAAUCUUAUUUAUUUGAUAUAUCUCAUGAUAAUUAUAAAAUAACAAAAACAAACAAUGUAAAAAAAGAAGAUGAUUUAUUUUUAAAACAAUCCAAUAAACAAAAACCAAAGGACAAUGAUUUUGAUUUUUUUAUGGAAUAUAAUGAAAACGACAAUGUUAACAAAUUAACAAAAAUAAAACAUUUAGACAAAAAUGAAAAAGAACCAAAUAUAAAUAAUACUAUAAAUUCAUGUCAAUCAGAUAAUGACUCUUUGUUAUUUUUGAAUGAAAUAGAUGUAAAAAAAUUUGAAAAUUUUGAACAUUUUGAACAUUUUGAAAAUUUUGAGAAAAAUAUAAAUACAGAGCUAGGUUAUGAUAAAAUAGUGCAUUAUAAUCAAGUUGAAAAAAUAAAGGAACAAAAAGGAAGAGACGUAACAAUAAGUAAAACUAAUGAUAUAUUUAUUGUAGAUAAUGAAAGUCAAAAAAUAGAUUGGGAAAAAAAAUAUGAUAUUUUUGAUAAAGAAUUCGAAAAAAAUACAAGUUUCGAUCAAAACGAAAAAACGAAAAAAAACAAUUUGGAUAUCCCAAUUUUGUUUGAUAACAAUUUUUGUGAAAAUAAACAAAAUAAUUGCCCUGAUUUGGGUUCUGGUUAUGGCUCUGGUUAUGAUUAUGAUUAUGAUCAUGGCUAUGGCUAUGGCUAUGGCUCUGGUUUACCGUUUUGUAACAAAGUGGGAGCAAAAAAUGAAACAGAAAUAGACGAUAAAAUUUCUGACCAUAUUGAUUUGGAUACUUACCCAAGUAAAGAGAUAAUAAAUUUGAUGGAAAAUUCAAAAAAUGAAAAAAAUUCAAAAAAUGAAAAAAAUGUAUCUUUCCCUUUUGAUCUUAAUUCAAAUAUAUUUCCAAAAACAAAUUAUGAAGAUUGCAUAUACAAUUCUUUAGCAUUUAAUGAUAAAGAUAGUGAACUAUUUAAUACAAAAGAUAAAAACAUUUUAGAUAUCAGUAUAGACAAAAAUAAAGAAACUAUUUAUAGUAGUGAAUAUUUAGUCAAUUCAAAUAUUUUAUUUAAUUUUAAUUAUGGAAUGUUUGAAAAAGAAGGAGAAGACGAAGGAGAAGACGAAAAUAAGGAUGCCGUUUUUAAAGAUGUAAAAAAAAGCCAAGACGAUUUUUUUUUGUCAGAAAAUUUGAAUAAAAACGAAAUGAAUUGUAUAUUUGAUGAGGUAGAUAAAACUUGUUACAAAACGGUUGAGGAUAAAAUCGAAAGUUAUCCGUCAAACAUAAUAAACAAAACAAAUAUAAGCAAUAACGAAAAUAAUAUGUUUUUAGAAAUAAUUAAAGAAAUUGAAAGUGUCAGUAAAGACCUUAUUCACGAUAAUUUCAAAUUGGAAAGUGGUGAAAGCGUUUUGGAAAGUGGUGAAAACGUUUUGGAAAAUUGUGAAAACGUUUUGGAAAAUGAUAAAACAGAUAUACCAAGUUGUGAUAAUAAAAUGGAAAUUAUGUCGAAUAACAAAAGUGUUUGUGAAAAAGACAUUAACAAGUCAGCAACUCAUUUUGACUAUUUAAAAAAUAUAGAUCUUCAAGAUAUGAACAAUUUUACACAAAUUCAAUUCACGGAUUCAGGAAACAAGACAACACAUACUGACGAAGAAACUGAAAUUAGGGAAAAUGUAUAUGAUAAGUUUGAAAUAAAAAACAAAGAUAAAUUUUUAAGUAACAAAGCGGAUGAAACAGUAAACUUUUAUGAUGAUAUUUAUAAUAUACUAAUAAAUAAAAACUAUUUAGACACAUUUUUAAUUCUAAAAAAAAAUAAGAAUAUUAAUAAUGAAGAUAUUAAUAAUUUUCAUAUAUACUUAAAAAAUGUGAAAAAAAAAAAAAAAAGAGGGUUUAGUGAUAUGUAUGACUAUAAUGAUUAUAUAUAUAAAUUUAUAGAAGAGAUAUAUUCAAUAAAUGUUAACAGAUUUUUUUUUUACAAUAUUUAUAUAGAUAAUAUAAAUAAAUGUAUUAAAAAAAAAAAUCUUUUAAUAAAUAAUAUAAGUAAUAGUUACAAUUUUGUUAACGAUUUUUACAAAAAAAAUGAAAAAUUAUUAACACAUGAUAUGUUUUAUAAAAAUAUUAAUUAUUCUUUUUAUUUUUUGAAUUUUAUUAAUAUAUUAAUUAAAUUAUGGAAAAAAAUUACAAUAAAAAUAAAAAAUAUAAAUAUCAUGUUAUUAUUAAAAAAAUUUGUAAAUAUUUUUAAAAAAAAUAAAAUAAUAUAUGCUAUAAAAGAAAUAUAUAAUUAUUUAUGUUUUGUCUACAAUAUAUUAAAUAAGCCUAUAUUAGAUGAAAAACAAACAAAAAUAAAAAAAAUAAUUAAGAUAAUAAUAAAAAGUCAAAUUUUUAAAAUGAUAAAAAAAUAUGUAUAUAAAAUUAAUAAUUCUUCUUUUCAUUUUAUAAUUUUAUUUUCUCUAAUAUCUAUACCACCAUAUAAAAAAACUUGCACAAUUUUUGAUCAUUUUUUGGAAUAUUUUUUUAAAAAUAUCAACAAAAUUUUAUUAAAAAGAAUUAAGGAUACGUUUACUAACACACCUGAUCAAAAUGGCGAACAAAUUGAAUCGAUAAAAUUAACAAAUUCUGAUGAAGAUACAAACAAUUUAAAACAUUUUAUUAACAACAUUAUAAAGACAGGAAAAAAUAAUAUAUGUCUAGUUAAAAUAAAAAAUCUAAAACAAAUAUUUUUGCAAAAUGUUGAAGAAAAUAAAAAUAACGAAAAUACCACAAAUUUAUUAGACACAUUAACAGAUAUAAAAAUAAAUGAAAAAAUAUCUCUUAUAGAAAAAGAACUAGAAUUAUAUAUUAAAUAUAAUAUAUCUUUUUAUCGUUUAUUUUUUAAAUUUAUAAUACCACUUAUAAAUAAAAUAACAACUAUUUUUGAAAAUUUAGAAACAUUUUUUACAUUAUAUAUAAAAUAUAAAAUUAAAAAAAAAAAAAAAUUGUUUUUUUUUUAUGAUCCUUGGAUAUAUAGUUAUGAUACAUUCUUAUCAUUCUCUCAAAUAAAUAUAAUUCCAAAUUUAAACAAUUUAAAAAAAAAUGAUAUGUUUGAAUCGAAUAAUCAAGAGUUUGAAAAUUUUUCAAAUCAAAUAAAAACAAAUAUAUAUUUUAAAAAUUCAAAAGAUAUCUUAAAUUGGGAACAAUUCAUAUUAUAUCAUAAACAAUUAGAGAAUGAUCUAAUUUUAUCUAAUAUAUUUAAUUCUAUUAAUAAAUUUUAUGAUUAUAAAAAUAUUAGUGAAAUUAUUUCAUAUAAGGAAAAUAUAUCAACAUAUUAUAAAAAAAAAAACCUUAAAAAAAAAAUUUAUUUUAAUUUAAGUUAUAAUAAAUUAAAAAAUUAUUAUACAGAUAUCUUAAAUCUUUGUUAUGAUGAAAAAUAUAUAAAAAUAAAUACACGUGCCUUAAAAUAUUUAUUCUUUAACCUUUAUUUCAACUAG
This is a messenger RNA of Plasmodium yoelii, 3708 nucleotides long. Its product is annotated as conserved Plasmodium protein, unknown function. NCBI's taxonomy places the organism in Eukaryota, Apicomplexa, Aconoidasida, Haemosporida, Plasmodiidae. The transcript has a single exon. The record is from RefSeq and is a predicted model, not a curated record. Bases 1 to 3708 code for a protein of 1235 amino acids.